This is a messenger RNA of Adineta steineri, 252 nucleotides long. The record is from the annotation of a GenBank genome assembly. Lineage: Eukaryota; Metazoa; Rotifera; Eurotatoria; Adinetida; Adinetidae.
AUGUCAAAUAGUAAUAAACAACAACAUAAUACAAACAUUGCUGAAGUACAUGUUCAGAAUCCAAUAAAUAAUCAUCAUCGCCUUGGUCAAAUCGUGAGGAAACACAAAAAUUCAAAUAAUUAUCUUUCACUUAAUCCUGCUCAACGACCAAUUUCAUCAUUUUUACCAGCAGCACCUGAACCAACUUAUACAACAAUAUUUCGUUGUAUUCAACGACCUUCGUCUGAAUUAUGUAAUUUCAACAUGAAAUGA